CCCUUAGAAAAUGCAUCCUUUUAAAAAGUGUGGCUUUCAUAUUUAGAGGACUAAUAACAUUCCCUGAGUAAAAUGUAGUUUGAUAAAUAGGGUUCGGAAAUCGUUUUUAAGUUUUGAACUAUUGUGCCCAUUUUAGGGCAAAAAGAACUUUUCGCGAAUUCUAACUAAAACAUUAUCUAAAACCGAGGAUUUGGGUGGGAAGUUAAAGAUUUUUUGCCAUUUUUAGGAGAAAUUCAUGAAAACUACAUUCCAACCUUGUCCUACAAAACCUGACGGAUGAAAAAAAAAUCGAAUUUCAAAUUUUUUUCGAUUCCUAGCAAGUUCCUUUAUCUUGAUCAUGUCGUCCUAAGAACAUAUAAGUCUUUGCUAAGCAUGAGACACUAAUUUGGGACAAUCCUGUUUCUCAUGAUUUCAAUCAGCUUCUUUUUCCUCGUAAAAAGCAAUUUUCUAUACUCUAGCGGGUUCAUGAGCAGUGCCAUUUUCUUCGACAAUUAUCAUGGCACGUGGCGAUUUCAGUCAUUUCGAAGCAGUGGCAACUUCCUUCUCUUGAAGACAUCGAACCCCAAUCAACUCCCUUGGGACGGCACUUGUGGUAUCCUGGUGGGAAUAGUUCUAUUUGUAAUCUCGAACUGGAUGAAAGCAUUUCUUUGACGUUGUCGAUUUGUAAAUCUGAUGAAUAUACCUGCAAUUCAGGUUCAUGCGUGCCUUUAAGCUCACGUUGCAACACUGCUGUUGAUUGCAAAGACAAAUCGAACGAAUAUGGAUGUUCUUAUUUGAGGAUUGGCAAUGAUUACUCAAAGACCUCAAUACCCAGAGCCACAAGUGGUGGACCUCUAAUCAUUCACAUGAAUGUCUCCGUCCUUGCGUUUCCCAAACUCGACUCUUUUCAUCUGAAAUUCACUGCAGACUUCUUUUUGAAUUUACGGUGGAAUGACAAUCGCAUCUCGUUUCGAGAUCUAAACGAAGCUAGUUUGUUGAACUCUCUAGGUGGAGAAGAUAUUUUAAAAGUUUGGACCCUCAUUUAGUGUUCUUCAACGCUCUCGGGCCGUAUACCACCGUUGUCGAUGGCAAAACUAGUAUGAGACUCCUUAUGGAAGAUGAACCAUUGUUGGAGGACAUGACACAAUCAAUCGAGGCAUUGUUAUUUUCUGGUGAGACCAAUUCCAUUAUCAUGACUCGAGAAUAUUAUCAGGACUAUUCAUGCCAAUUCGACCUGCGAUAUUAUCCAUUUGACUCUCAGGUCUGCAAACUUUUGUUCGACGUACAAGGAUUGCCAGAUCAAUACACCAUCUUAAAGCCAGAUCAUAAUGGAGUGGAAUUCAUAGGAACCAGAAGUCUGGUUGAAUUUGAUAUUCUGCUGGAACGUUUAGAGGUCUUUUCUGUCAACAAUAUAAGUGAAGCCGAGGUCAAAUUUGUGUUUCGCCGCCGAAUGGAGUUCCACGUGACCAACACGUUUCUUCAGACAUUCAUUCUUAUUGGAAUUGGAUUUAUGUCAUUAUACUUUGAUGUGGACAAUUUUUCCGAUCGGAUCAUGGUGACACUAACAACCAUGCUCGUGAUUGCCACAAUCACGGCCUCAAUUCAAGCAAGCCUACCAAAGACAUCAUACUACAAAUUGAUCGAUUGGUGGCUCCUAUUCUCGUUGAAUGCUUUGGUUCUCACAAUGUGUUUCCACACCGGGAUUGCCCAUCUCUGUUACAAGGCUAAACGAGCUGCAUCACCAGCCUUGAUAAUCAAAGGCUAUCGAAGUAAAUCGGCGUCCAAUUUGAUUUCCCCUCCGAAAGUGAACUCUUUAGUCAACUCCGGUUUCCCAAAUGAAGACUUUCGGAGACACUUUUAUUACAGACGAGCCCACCGAGUGAACUUUUGGGGAAAAGUGGCUUUUGUGGCCUUGAUUUUGACCUUCAAUGUGGCGUUUUGGUACUCAGCCUUGACCGAAUAUUCGCGACCUCCUUCAGAUCUUUUAUGAAAUGGUUGGGAGCAUUGAAAUAUUUCAUUUACACUGUUUCAGUGGCGCCAUCAUGGAUUUGUUAGAUAGUUGAUUGGUAAAUUUAGCAAAAUGGAAAAGUAUGUUUUCCAUGAUUUCAUCAGAAAAAUUAAUAAAGAACAAAUUGUCGUCAUAUGAGAUAUCCUCUGUGAGCAAUUUUUCGAGACUUCGUUAAUCUUGAAAAAUAAUCAAACAAAAACUAAUUUACGUUCCAUCUCAUGUACAUAAAGACCGGAACUCCUUGUUGAAAGUCUGUUGUAGUUAAUGUUCCUAUCAAAUUCAUUUUUUUCUACAUAUCCGUUCCACCCUUGGGUUCUUCUCUCUAAAGCUCAUCGUACCAGACCUUUAAAUAUAUCUGUUCCGUGCUUUUUUACUGU
Molecule: messenger RNA, 2364 nt
Organism: Tigriopus californicus
Lineage: Eukaryota; Metazoa; Arthropoda; Copepoda; Harpacticoida; Harpacticidae
Product: gamma-aminobutyric acid receptor subunit beta-2-like
Exons: 6
Coding region: 1079-1969 (296 amino acids)
Biological process (GO): monoatomic ion transmembrane transport; signal transduction; chemical synaptic transmission
Cellular component (GO): neuron projection; synapse; membrane
Molecular function (GO): transmembrane signaling receptor activity; extracellular ligand-gated monoatomic ion channel activity; neurotransmitter receptor activity
Source: RefSeq, a predicted model, not a curated record